AUGCGUGUCGAGUUGCAAAAUGACCAAUCUGGAAACAUAUUCUCUAAACAACUCAUUGACAUUGGUAAUGGCAAAUUUCCUAUAGACAUGUUGACUGGCUGCAUUAACUUUCCUCAAAGUUUUUGUCAGUUAACUCGAUCAAAAGAUGAACUUAUUCAGAAGGUGUUUCCAGAUGUUUCUCAAAAUUACAGAAACCAUGAUUGGUUGAGCGAACGAGCUAUACUGGCUGCAAAAAACAUAGAUGUAAAUGAAUUAAAUUUCAAAAUUCAAGAACAAAUUACAGGCGAAUUGAGGAUAUAUAAAUCAGUUGAUUCGGCUACUAAUCAAGAUGAUGUAGUCAACUAUCCACCGGAAUUUUUAAACUCGCUGGAUUUGCCAGGAUUGCCACCUCACAAUCUUCAAUUAAAGGUUGGAUCGAUGGUUAUAAUGUUGCGAAAUAUCAACCAACCGCGUCUUUGCAACGGUACACGGUUAGCGAUAAAAAAAUUACUAAACAAUGUGAUAGAAGCAACUAUACUCAACGGAAAGUAUAAAGGAGAAGAUGUUCUCAUACCGCGCAUCCCAAUGAUUCCGACUGAUGUGCCAUUUGAGUUUAAACGACUACAGUUUCCAGUGCGUCUUUCUUUUGCUAUGACUAUAAACAAGUCCCAGGGGCAAUCAUUAAGUGUUUGUGGUAUUAAUCUAGAAAACCCAUGUUUCUCACAUGGUCAAUUGUAUGUUGCCUGUUCCCGUGUUGGAAAACCAUCAGAUUUGUUUAUCUAUGCGCCAGAAAAUACAUCUAUUGACACAAAACUUCCAUCAGAAUCUGCUGAUGAAAAUAUUCUAAAAAAGUCUUUUGAUCAGAGCCCAACUUAG
Aphis gossypii (cotton aphid) is the source of this 855-nucleotide messenger RNA. RefSeq names its product ATP-dependent DNA helicase pif1-like. Bases 1 to 855 code for a protein of 284 amino acids. The record is from RefSeq and is a predicted model, not a curated record. NCBI's taxonomy places the organism in Eukaryota, Metazoa, Arthropoda, Insecta, Hemiptera, Aphididae. The transcript has 3 exons.